AUGGGCAAAGAAGGGUUAAUUGCGGCCAAAGAGCUAAAGAGACUCCAAUCGAAUCCGGUUCGGCUCGACCGGUUUAUUAAAUCUAAUGUUUCUCGCUUGCUUAGGUCUGAUCUCGUUGCUGUUCUCGCGGAGUUACAAAGGCAAGACCAGGUCUUUCUCUGCAUGAAGUUGUAUGAUGUUGUGCGGAGAGAAAUAUGGUAUCGGCCAGACAUGUUCUUCUUCAGGGACAUGCUUAUGAUGCUUGCAAGAAACAAGAAAGUAGAUGAAGCAAAACAGGUUUGGCAAGAUUUGAGAAGAGAGGAAGUUUUGUUUGAUCAGCAUACCUUUGGGGACAUAAUGAGGGCCUUCUUGGAUAAUGGAUUGCCCUCAGAGGCAAUGGAAAUAUAUGAGGAAAUGAGACAAUCUCCUGAUCCACCAAUAUCUUUGCCUUUUCGUGUGAUCUUGAAAGGGCUCAUUCCAUUCCCAGAAUUAAGAGAGCAGGUAAAAGAUGACUUCCUGGAGCUUUUCCCUGACAUGAUUGUGUAUGACCCAGCUGAAGACUUGUUUGAAGAUCAGGAAAGGGAAAAGGAUAGUGAAGAUGAAUAG
Messenger RNA from Dovyalis caffra, 585 nucleotides. NCBI's taxonomy places the organism in Eukaryota, Viridiplantae, Streptophyta, Magnoliopsida, Malpighiales, Salicaceae. The record is from the annotation of a GenBank genome assembly.